UAAAUCCAUUCUCCACCAUUAUAUAUACCCCCUUCUCCUACCUCUCGUAACCUUAAUUUAUCUCUUUCCUUCCCUAUCUAUCUCUACUCUUCUCUCAAACACAUUCUUUUAUUGCAUCCAAAGCAACUAACUGUGUUCAUGUUCAUGAUUAAUAAUCAAUUAGAGCAAGAUGAGUUGCAACGGAUGUAGAGUUCUUCGAAAGGGAUGCAGUGAGAACUGUAUUUUACGUCCGUGUUUACAAUGGAUUGAAAGCCCUGAAGCACAAGGCCAUGCUACUGUUUUCGUUGCCAAGUUUUUUGGCCGUGCUGGUCUUAUGUCCUUCAUUUCUUCUGUCCCUGAAGACCAACGUCCUUCUUUGUUUCAAUCUUUGUUAUUCGAAGCUUGUGGUAGAACAGUGAAUCCAGUAAACGGCGCUGUAGGCCUUUUGUGGACUGGAAAUUGGCACGUCUGCCAAGCUGCAGUGGAAACAGUCCUGCGAGGAGGUACUUUACGGCCGAUGCCUGACUUACUUACCGGCGGAGGAUCUCCAUCUCCAUCUCCACCAUCAGAUGAAGCAUCGGAGUUUGAAGUAGCCUGUACGGACAUAUGGAAGCUGCAGGAUCCAAAUCCAAAUCCAAAUCCAAUUCAUCAUUCUAGAUUCUCGAAUUCGAGAUCUAGAGUCUCAUCGAAAAGGAAAGGGACGGAGGAGCCGAUGGUAGUAAAUAUGCGGCAUAACGAUCUUGAUCUUCUGUUAACCCCAAGUACUUCUCAAACAGGGUUUGCCGAAAUCUGUCGACCGGGUACUCCUUCCAUGAAUUCGGAGGAGUCGGUGACUACGAAUGCAACUUGCUUCGAUAGUGCUGGAUUUGGAGAUCAGUAUGGAAAUGGAGGAGGAGAAACAAAGUUAUUGAACUUAUUUCUUUAGAUUUGUAGCAAGAGAGAGGGGAGAAAGGUGGCGAAGCUCUAUGUUCUGUUUAAUUUUGUGAAUCUGAAGUUCAAAUUAAUGAUGGGAGAAGAUAAUUUGGUGUUAUGCAAGACUUCUUCUUCCUUGUACUGGGUUAGUUUUUUUUUUUACACUGAAUUGGAUUCCGGAGAGAUUUUGUAGAAAAACAUGAAAUUGGUAAUGAAGUACUGUUUUCUUCUUUCUUUCAUGUCUUCCACUCCAUGACUGUAUGACAAUGAAUAAAACCAAUCUAGUUUUCUCUUUUGUUCUACUUAA
Messenger RNA from Populus nigra (black poplar), 1198 nucleotides. Its product is annotated as LOB domain-containing protein 37-like. The transcript is spliced from 2 exons. Gene Ontology annotation, biological process: regulation of gene expression. The record is from RefSeq and is a predicted model, not a curated record. NCBI's taxonomy places the organism in Eukaryota, Viridiplantae, Streptophyta, Magnoliopsida, Malpighiales, Salicaceae. Bases 170 to 904 code for a protein of 244 amino acids.